This is a messenger RNA of Gorilla gorilla gorilla (western lowland gorilla), 2616 nucleotides long. RefSeq names its product glycophorin-A. NCBI's taxonomy places the organism in Eukaryota, Metazoa, Chordata, Mammalia, Primates, Hominidae. The transcript has 7 exons. The coding region runs from base 84 to 533 and encodes 149 amino acids. The record is from RefSeq and is a predicted model, not a curated record. Gene Ontology annotation, cellular component: plasma membrane.
AGGCUAAGGCCAGACACUGACACUUGCAGUUGUCUUUGGUAGUUUUUUUGCGCUAACUUCAGGAACCAGCUCAUGAUCUCAGGAUGUAUGGAAAAAUAAUCUUUGUGUUACUAUUGUCAGAAAUUGUGAGCAUAUCAGCAUCAAGUACCACUGAGGUGGCAGUGCACACUUCAACCUCUUCUUCAGUCACAAAGAGUUACAUCUCAUCACAGACAAAUGAUAAGCACAAACAGGACACAUAUCCAGCUCAUAGUGUUAAUGAAGUUUCAGAAAAUUCUGUUACAACUGUUUACCCUACAGAAGAGGAUAACGGAGAAUGGAUACAACUUGUCCCUCGUUUCUCUGGACCAGAGAUAACACUCAUUAUUUUUGGGGUGAUGGCUGGUAUUAUUGGAACGAUCCUCUUAAUUUCUUACAGUAUUCGCCGACUGAUAAAGAAAAGCCCAUCUGAUGUAAAACCUCUCCCCUCAACUGACACAGACGUGCCUUUAAGUUCUGUUGAAAUAGAAAAUCCAGAGACAAGUGAUCAAUGAGAAUCUGUUCACCAAACCAAAUGUGGAAAGAACACAAAGAAGACAUAAGACUUCAGUCAAGUGAAAAAUUAACAUGUGGACUGGACACUCCAAUAAAUUAUAUUCCUGCCUAAGUUGUACAAUUUCAGAAUGCAAUUUUCAUUAUAAUGAGUUCCAGUGACUCAAUGAUGGGAAAAAAAUCUCUGCUCAUUAAUAUUUCAAGAUAAAGAACAAAUGUUUCCUUGAAUGCUUGCUUUUGUGUGUUAGCAUAAUUUUUAGAAUUGUUUGAGAAUUCUGAUCCAAAACUUUAGUUGAAUUCAUCUACGUUUGUUUAAUACUAACUUAACCUAUUCUAUUGUAUUAUAAUGAUGGUUCUGUCAAAUGUAAGGCUUGAAAUACCUAGAUGAAGUUUAGAUUUUCUUCCUAUUGUAAACUUUUGAGUCUGGUGUCAUUGUUUUAAAUAAAUUAAGGGGACACUAAGGUCCUAUCAUUCAUUUCCUUCAUUGCUGAACAGGCAAGAUAUAAUAUUACAUGAAUGAUUACUAUAUUUUGUUCACACAAAUAAAGCUUAUGCUCAGAAAUGCCAUACACACACACACACAAACACACGCAUUUAUCAUUUAAUGCAUAAAUCAACACAAAAGAUUUUCCCAUUUAUAUGAAAUAUUACAUAUAUAAAAAUGCCAUAUUUAAAAUAAUUUGUCUAACAGUAGAACCGUGUUGGAGCACUCACUGAAGCUUGCAUUCCACUGAAAGAGUUAUUUGUGGAAGUAGAGUAUCCGGCGAAGGAAAAGAACUUAUGACCUUUCUUUAUAACAGAAACUCAACUCUAAAUUCAACAAGAUGUGCAAACCGGACAUGCAGGUGAAUAUUUUAAUAGGUUACUAUAAGGUUCUCAAUUAAAUUCUUUAAUCUGUCCAGUCCCAGUUUCUCUUAUUAAUAAAACUUUGGAAAUUGCUUUAAACCAUUUAAAGGAAAUUUCUAGAUACAGAAACUAAGGACUGUGACUAUACAGCUGUCACUCAUUUGUAGUAAAACUUAAAAAGCAAAAACAAAAAACGAAAAAGACCUUCCUGUGAUACUUUAUUUCCGAACUAAUAAAAAUCUAUAUGACUUUUUAUUAUUGUGUGAUAACCAAGUAAAUGUUUUGUAUUUUGUAUAUUUUCAGGCAUGGCAACAGAAAUUUACCUUUUAAUAAAUUAAAAAAUCUAAAUUUUAACCUACUUGUAUGUUCGCACAGUGUUUUUGUACUAAAUUGACUACUUAAAAUAGAGAAUGAGACUAAGAAGGGAACAUUUCUGUUGAUACAUGUUUUUUAAAAGUAAUUUUAAGAGCAUUAUUAGGUUAAUUUAAUCCAAUUAAUGACCCAAAUGCCAAGGUAAUUUUAAAUUUACAUUUUUAAUAAAAGCAAUAUGUUGAAACAAGAGAGGGUGAGAUUAACCUUUUCGCUAAAGUAAUUUACAAGUCAAAGACAGGAAGAGAUCAGAGUGAAUGUGCCUUCUUAACCAGAGCUACAGAAUUUAGUGAAUAAUUAAAGUACAAACUGCUUUGACCUCCUUGAACUUUUCCAAGCAAUUUCUCUGUACUUCUAUAUAUGAAUGUCUUAGCCAAUUUUCUGCUACUAUAACAGAAUACCACAGACUGGGUAAUUUAGAAAGAAAGGAAAUUUAUUUUCUUCCUAGUUCUGGAGGCUGGGAAGGCGAAGGGCAUGGCACUGAUAUCUGCCUUGUAUCUGAUGAGAACCUUCUUACUGCAUGAUAACAAAGCAGAAAGGCAAGCAAAAGCGUAAGAUGAAGAGAGAGGAAAUGAAGCCAAACACAUCCUUUCAUCAGAAGCCCAUUCCCUCUAUAAGGCAUUAUUACAUUUAUGAGAAUGGAGUCCUCAUGACCUAAUCAUGACCUUAAAGGCCCCUCCCAACACUGUUACAAUAGCAAUUAAACUUCAACAAAGGUUCCAGAGGUGACAAUCGAAUCAGCAAUGAAAUUUUCAUAGUUAAAUUUGGUAUUCGUGGGGGAAGAAAUGACCAUUUCCCUUCUAUUUUUAUAAUUAAAUCAGCAAAAUAUUGUAAUAAAGAAAUCGUUCCUGUGAAGAUACCAUGACCCCA